Aspergillus versicolor CBS 583.65 is the source of this 1446-nucleotide messenger RNA. RefSeq names its product protein phosphatase regulator SHP1. The transcript has 3 exons. Gene Ontology annotation, cellular component: nucleus; cytosol. NCBI's taxonomy places the organism in Eukaryota, Fungi, Ascomycota, Eurotiomycetes, Eurotiales, Aspergillaceae. Gene Ontology annotation, biological process: nuclear membrane reassembly; autophagosome assembly; proteasome-mediated ubiquitin-dependent protein catabolic process. Gene Ontology annotation, molecular function: ubiquitin binding. Bases 152 to 1273 code for a protein of 373 amino acids. The record is from RefSeq and is a predicted model, not a curated record.
CUCAUCAGCUGUCCUCACUGCUCAGUGUUCACCAACUUGCUCCGUUUCCUUAAUCCUUCUACCUUUCUCUCUUUUACUACAAUCUAGCUGUAUAACUGAACUCAGAGCUGUAUUUCUGGUUCAAUUAUUAGCUACAGGCAGUAGAUCUACCAUGAACCCCGCCGAUCACGAUGAGGUCGUCUCGCAGUUCUGCGCUAUGACGAGGGCGCGUCCCGACGAGGCGCAAGAAUAUCUAGCAACAAACGGCUGGGAUCUCGAGGCUGCAGUUACCGAGUUCUUUGCGGAGCAGGACGAGAGCGCGGGGCUAGCUGGACAACAAGACCAACCGGCGGCCGAAUCCUCUUCCUCCACACCUCGAGAAUCCUCCACCUCCCGCAGACAGCCUCCGAAGAAGUUCGCAACGUUGGGUGACCUUACAUCUGGCGCGAACGACAGCGAGGAUGACGACGAUGAUGAGAGCCAAGACUUCUUUGCCGGGGGUGAAAAGUCCGGGCUAGCUGUACAAAACCCGGACGACCUCAAGAAGAAAAUCAUCGAGAAGGCCAAAAAGACUCAACUGCCUUCAUCCGAUGACAACGAACCGAGGCGAAGCAAUUUCACGGGCUCCGCUCGCACAUUAGGUGGCGAUGACAUGCCCAGCAGAGUAGUCGAGACUCCGAGUGCGCCCACUGAGCCGCAAAUUCCUCGUCGCGUACGGAGGACACUACAUUUCUGGGCGGAUGGCUUUUCAGUAGACGAUGGUGACCUGUACCGAUCUGAUGAUCCUCAAAACGCCGAGAUUCUCAAUAGCAUACGACAAGGUCGUGCCCCGCUCUCAAUUAUGAACGCACAACAUGGUCAGGAUGUGGAUGUUGAGAUCAAGCAACAUGACGAGAAGUACGUUAGGCCAAAGCCGAAGUACAAGCCAUUUGCAGGCCAGGGACAGCGACUAGGAAGCCCUACACCCGGUGUUAGGACACCUACUCCGUCUGAGCCGGCGCCUGGCGCUCAAACGAGCUCUGAACCCCCCAAGCCCCAAGUGGAUGAGUCCCAGCCUGCUGUUACCCUACAAAUCCGUCUCGGAGAUGGAACGCGCCUUACCUCCCGGUUUAACACCACUCAUACCAUCGGCGAUGUUUAUGACUUUGUGUCUGCUGCCAGCCCCCAAAACCAGACUCGCCCAUGGGUCCUAUUGACGACAUUCCCUAGCAAGGAGCUCACUGACAAGGCUGCCGUGCUAGGCGAUUUGGCCGAGUUCAAGCGCGGAGGAGUUGUGGUACAAAAAUGGCAAUAGACUACAGGAACAAGGGUCUAAACCGAAAAGCGCCAUUCUAUGGAAUAGCUACUAGUAUAUUCUGACUUUGACAAGACACAGGGCAAAUGAUGAAUAGCAUAUUAGAUAGUGGCGAUAUACCAAAAGAAUGAGAAAUCACGUCGUAGCGUGAAUUGAAGUGCCUUAUACUAGUG